Patiria miniata (bat star) is the source of this 1019-nucleotide messenger RNA. RefSeq lists its product as uncharacterized. NCBI's taxonomy places the organism in Eukaryota, Metazoa, Echinodermata, Asteroidea, Valvatida, Asterinidae. The coding region runs from base 103 to 810 and encodes 235 amino acids. The record is from RefSeq and is a predicted model, not a curated record. The transcript has 5 exons.
UUUCAUGUGAGUGCACUCGUGAAACUAGGGACUGCCACUGAAAAUGAAUCCAUCAACAUUCUUCUAGGAACGCCCGGAGAAGACGAAAAGACCAGGAGAGUUAUGGCUGGAAGUACUUCGUGCGUUAAGUUGCCAGAGGUGCGUGAGGAUUCUUGUGAAUGCCGAAACUACAACCUCACAACUACUGAACCAUUACUCGAUUUGCCACCCAAGCUACCAGAUAUUACCAAGUUCAACUUCACGAAAUGCAUGCCGGGGUGGACCUGUGACCCGGUGAUUCCACAUUGCGCACCGUGCCCUCCGAAUGAAACCACUACCGGAGCGCCACAGAUUACUGUUGGAACGCAACAGACCGCUACUGGAACGCAACAGACACCUGUGACCAUCCAGCCAUGCUCCACCACAGCGGGCUGUCCUUGGUUAUUGCUUCUGCCUCUGUUGCUGAUCUUCCUGAUCGCAGCCAUCGUGUACCGAAUUUGGCAACUUUACCACCACAAGGAAAACAGCAUUGCCGAAUCUUCCAACUACCCGCCAACUUCACCAGAAAUAUGUAAAUGCAAAAUCCGUUUCGAUGAAAAGGCCGGUGAACCACACAAAGAUCCAGCCGAAUUACCUGCACUCGCCCAUAAAAACCCAGUAUACGAAAGUGUGAACGAGGCUGAGCUGGCUGAUCCUAUGGAGAAAGUGCUCCCGACUAGUAGUAAGGGAGUCGGCGCAACCGAUGAGCCACCUGAGGAAAAGACUGAAGAUAAAGGGAGUAAAAGACGCCGUAAAAAAGUCACAAGUACGAAGGGGGAUGCUGCAAAAUAGGCGGAACCAUAUUUUUAAAAAGUUACCUUUAAAAGAUAACAUUGUGUGUUAAUCGACAAGGUUCUCAUUUACUACUCGUUCAAUAAGUGUUUGUACUGUUUGUUCUCCGGGGUUUUUUUUUUCAAAUAAAAAAUAAGGCAUUUGGACCGUUGGAAAGACAACAUCAAAAUUGGUUUUAUUUUAAUUUCUUCUUCCACCACAAAAAAAGU